Messenger RNA from Letharia columbiana, 1665 nucleotides. RefSeq lists its product as uncharacterized. The coding region runs from base 1 to 1665 and encodes 554 amino acids. The transcript is spliced from 4 exons. Gene Ontology annotation, biological process: secondary metabolic process. NCBI's taxonomy places the organism in Eukaryota, Fungi, Ascomycota, Lecanoromycetes, Lecanorales, Parmeliaceae. Gene Ontology annotation, molecular function: CoA-ligase activity. The record is from RefSeq and is a predicted model, not a curated record.
AUGCCUACAGAGUCGCUCUAUCCGAAAAUCGAUAUCCCAAAAACUGACCUGUGGGGCUUUCUUUUCGAGCGCAAUGACAGACCAUAUCCUGACGACAAAAUAAUCUAUAGAGACGCCGACACCGGCAGAGCCUACUCCUACGCCCAGGUCAAAAGCACAGCCAUUGAUUUUGGCAAGGGGCUCAAGUCCGUAUGGGAGUGGCGGAAAGGGGAUGUUCUGGCUAUCUUCACCCCCAACUGUAUCGAUACACCAGCCAUAACUUGGGGCGUGCACUGGGCGGGAGGCGUAGUGUCUCCGGCAAAUCCUGGCUAUACAGCAGAAGAGUUGGCAUUCCAAUUGAAAGAUUCAGGCGCCACAGCAUUGGCAACUCAGAAGCCGUUCCUCAAGGUCGCGACCGAAGCUGCAAUGCAGGCUGGUAUACCCGAAGACAGGAUUAUCCUCAUGGGCGACGAGAAGGACGAGUCGAUGAGAUUCAAGCACUUCUCGUCUAUACGGAAUCUUGCGGGGACGAGCAGAUACCGCAGGACAAAAGCCCAUCCAAAGAAUGAUCUUGCAUUCUUGGUAUAUUCUUCGGGUACAACAGGUCAUCCAAAGGGGGUCAUGUUGUGCCAUGAGAACAUAAUCUCAAACAUCCUCAUGCUUAAAGCAGGAGAGGGCGGUAACUUGUCUUGGGAUGGGGGAGCUGACGGCAAUGGCGACAACAUUAUAGCAUUUCUUCCUUUCUACCAUAUUUACGGCUUGAAUUGUUUAAUAUGUCAGAGUCUCUACAGCGGCCUCACGCUAAUCGUGAUGCCAAAAUUCGAGAUCGAGAAUUUCUGUACCAUUAUUCAAGAACACAAGAUAACGUUUGCGUACGUCGUUCCACCAGUAGUUCUGUUGCUCGCAAAGCAUCCUAUAAUCGACAAGUACAACCUCAGCAGCCUCCGCAUGCUCAACAGCGGGGCUGCACCAUUGACCCAAGAGCUUGUCGAGGCAGUACACACGAGACUCAAAGUCCCUAUCAAACAAGGAUACGGUCUCAGCGAGACAAGCCCAACUACGCAUACUCAGCCGUGGGAGCUCUGGGAUAAGACCAUCGGCUCUGUAGGAACUCUUCUCCCCAAUCAGACCGCCAAAUACAUGUCACCCGACGAAACAGAGCUUCCGAUUGGCGAAACCGGCGAACUUUGGGUCAAGGGCCCUAAUGUCUUCAAAGGCUACCUCAACAAUCCCGAAGGUACCAAGAAUGCAUUGACCGAAGAUGGGUACUUCAAGACUGGAGACGUGGGCCAUCAGGAUAAAGACGGCAAUUUCUACAUUACGGAUCGCGUAAAGGAGCUGAUCAAGUACAAAGGAUUUCAGGUGCCGCCCGCAGAAUUGGAGGGGCUACUAACUAGCCAUCCCACUGUGAAUGACGUCGCCGUCAUCGGCAUCUACAACAAAGAUCAAGCUACGGAGGUGCCAAGAGCAUACAUCGUACCCAAGCCUGGAGUCGAAGGCAGUCCGAAAACUGCGAAUGAUAUUAUGCAAUGGCUUCAAGCCAAAGUCGCGAACCACAAGAGACUCCGAGGCGGCGUAAGAUUCGUUGACGAAGUCCCGAAGAGCGCUAGUGGGAAGAUUCUACGGAGACUGCUGAAAAUCAAGGCCCAGGAAGAGGAUGAGAAGGGGCAGAAGGCCAAGCUAUGA